This is a messenger RNA of Dunckerocampus dactyliophorus (ringed pipefish), 7867 nucleotides long. It is a transcript of the gene dennd11, whose product is annotated as DENN domain containing 11. The record is from RefSeq and is a predicted model, not a curated record. Gene Ontology annotation, cellular component: cytoplasm. The transcript is spliced from 9 exons. Bases 185 to 1654 code for a protein of 489 amino acids. Lineage: Eukaryota; Metazoa; Chordata; Actinopteri; Syngnathiformes; Syngnathidae.
GAAGUGGCGACGUCACCAAAAGAGAGCGAGGGAAAAGGAGCAGGAGGAUCUUCCGCCCAUCAGUGAUGUGACAAGCUUACAAAUGCAACCAAAACAACACCGCCAGCCAUGACGCACUUUUAGUUUCCUCGAUUCUUGUGGGCGUCGAAUUCUUCUUUUAUUUCUCUCUCAGUCUGCGAGCGCCAUGGUGGAGCAGUCGGACAAAGCCCCGCUCCUGGACUGGGAGGAGAUCCCACCGUCAGACGCCAACCAGGCGGCUCCGUCGCCACCUGCUCCGCCGCGGGAGAAGCAGGACGUUCCUGUGGGAAAGAAAAGUUCCUCACCAGUCAGCCUUACGGUGACGGAUAUCGGCAGGAGGGACAUUUCCUCCACCACCGCCACCACCACCUGCAACCCAACAGCUGUUGUUGGCGGCCGGGAGAGAAGCAAGCCGGGGCGGGCACAUAUGCGGGGUCAGCCCGUACCUCCCUUCCCGGAUCUGACGGCGAGAGAUCAGUGGGAGGAAAAAGACCAGAUCGUGGCUGUGUUUGUGGUCACGUUUAAUACACGAUCAGGAAACAUGGUGGAGUGGUGCCUGCCUCAUGACAUCAACCUGGAUGGAGUUGAAUUCAAGGCAAUGGCCAGUGGCUCCCAUAGGAUUACUAACGACUUUAUAUAUUUCCGUAAAGGCUGUUUCUUUGGGCUGGCCUGCUUUGCUAACAUGCCUGUGGACAAUGAGCUGGAGCGAGGAGCCAGGAUGAAGUCUGUGGGGAUUCUGUCUCCUUCCUACACGCUGCUGUACCGCUACAUGCACUUCCUGGAGAAUCAAGUCAGGCUCCAGUUGAAGAAUCCGGGUCAGUAUUCUCCGCUGGAGGCCUUCUAUGAAGACAAGAAGGCCAUCCUCCCACCAACAGGAAACGGCCUGGUCAACGCUUGCCCUACCUUGAGUGUGACCACGAUCAACCGCUGUAUGCACCCGGAAAUGAAGAUCACUCACCCAGCUGGCUGCAUGUCCCAGUUCAUCCAGUUUUUUGGGGAGCACAUAAUGGUGCUGUGGAAGUUCGCGCUGCUGAGGAAACGCCUCCUCAUCUUCUCGCCGCCGCCUGUCGGUGUGGUCUGCUAUCGAGUGUACUGCUGUUGCAGCCUGGCCAAUGUGUCUUUACCCACCAUUGGAGCGUCUGUGCCAGAAUUACGACCUUUCUUUUACAUAAACAUAGCUGACAUCACUGCCCUGCAAACAGAGCUGUCAUAUGUGGCCUGCACCACGGAGAAGAUUUUUGAGGAGAAGAAGGAGCUGUACGACCUUUACGUCGAUAACCAAAAUGUGAAAACGCACAGGAGCCACUUGCUGCCGCUGCUGCGACUGAACGCUGCAGAUAAGGAGCGGUACAGGAAGCUGAGUGAGCAGAGGCAAAUGUUGCUGUACUCUCAAGAGGUGGAUGGAGACUGCACGUCCAAUGAGGAGGACCUUUUUAUUGUGUUCUUCAUGGAACUUAAUAACCGCAUCUUUCACAUCCUGUCAGAGGUUGCGGGCAGCGCUGACCCCAUGCUGACUGCUGAGCACGUGAGGGCCAUGGGGCUGGACCCCCAGGGCGAUCGCUUCUUCCUGGCAGAGCUGCUGGAGGUGUACGGUGUCGACGUCACCCUGGUCAUAGACAACCUCUGCUGCCACUAGCCUUGGAAAAUGGGGAUGAUAACGGAUUGUGGUGACUUGAAGGUUCUCACACGCACAUUGAGACACUACUUUCACCCUGACCCUUGCCUGAUUUUCUCUCCUUUUUUUUGUAUUUUUUUUAUGCGUGUUGGUCCUUUGACUAUGGACUCACUCUGGGCUGAUGCCGCUGCUUUGGCGGUGCUCUGUGCUCUUUUAGCCGUCUUAUCACUGCACUCUUUUUGUUUGAGCGUGUCUACCUUAUGUUUUGUCUUCUACACUGAAUGUGUGGUCGGAGUAGGGCUGAUUCAUGGACAUCUGUCAAAGGCUUGACCACUCUUUUUGCCUUUAAAAAAAAAAAAAAAAAAAGCAAUAGAAGUCUGUGUCUGUAAUCAGCCUUUUAUAUAUUACUGUUAGCACAGAGGUGUCCAAAGUGCGGCCCCGGCGCCAUUUGCGGCCCGCAGCAUAUUCUAAGAAUAGAAUUUAACAACAAAACUAAAAAUAAAAAAAAGGAAAAAUUGCAAAAGUCAGCAGUAAUUUUACAAGAAGAAAGAGAAGACAAGAAAAUUGACCAGAAUAACAUUUUAGUAGCAUAAAGUUGAAAUAUGAAAGGAAAAAAUACUUAAAAAAACAAAAACAAAACAAUGAAUAAAGUUGACAUUUUUGGAAAAUAAGGUUUCAGAAAAAGUUCUAAUGUUAUGAGAAUAAAAUAAAACUACUGUGGGAAUAAAGUCAUAAUUACGAGAGAAGAAAGUUGAGAGAGAAAAAAACAAGUAGAAAUGGGGAAAAAAGAACUGUAAGAAUUUAAAAAAAUUAGUCGAAUUAAUCGAAUUAGAAAACUUUACCAGAAUAACAUCAUAAUAUUAUGAGGAAAAAUGUCAUUUUAGUAGCAUAAAGUUGAAAUGUUCAACAAAAAAGUUUUUCUUUUUCUUUUUUCUAAAGGUUGUAAUAUUGACAGAAACAAACAAAACAACAACUAAAAUUGCAAUUUUUGAAAAAUGAGGUUGCUGAAAAAGUUAUGUUACAUGAAUAAAUUCAAUAUAUUACUGGAAUAAAGUCAUACUUACGAGAAUAACAUUUAGAAGAAGAAAGACGAAAAAUAGCAACAUUUGGAGAAACAAACUACAGCAGAAAUGGGGAAAAAAAUAGCAUAAAGUCAAAAUCUUAAAAGAAAAAAAUCAUUUCAAAAAUAAGCUUGUAAUAUAAGGAAAGAAUUUAUUUUAGUAGCAUGGUGUUGAAAUAUGAAAGAAAAAUAGCGUUAUUUUUUAAAAGUUCUAAUAUGAGAAACAAAGUGAAAAUGUAAUUUCUGGGAAAUUGGGUUGGGGGGAAAAAGUUAUAACAUUAUGGUAAUAAAGUCAAACUAUGGCAAUAAAGUAUGUGGAAAAUUAAAAGAAAAACAGCCAAAAUGGGGGGAAAAAAGAGCAAAGACAGAAGUUGAUACUAAUAAGUCUUUUUCACCUGUAUCACAAAGCUGAGAUGCACUUUUUUCUUGAAAUACCGUAUAUAAAGUAUAACUUCUGAGCAAAUCUACAUGUGUUUCGUUCAUUUUUCAGUAUGCGGCCCUCGCUGGAAAAAGUUUGGACACCCCUGUUUUUGCACCUUGAACAUGAAUUAAGUGGGCGCUUUUUUUGUCAUUGAUUUGAGGUGUGGAUGAAUGUAAUGUGUUUGCACUCCACGCAAUGUUAUCAUGAAUGCUGCACCUGCACCAUGCCACCGCACUAAAAAAAAAAAAAGCAAGAAGUGCUUCAUUGCAUCUUUACGGGUACAACACCUUAACACCUUGUCACUUGUUGUCAAAGGUGCCACUGCUUUUGUAGCCUUGACGCUUCACCUUAGAAACACAUGCAUAUUUCUGGCCCUGGAAAAUGUACAAACGGUUACCUCAGAGUCCGCAAAAAUGUCUGCCUUCAGCUGUGUGAACGACUGCACCGCUACUGCAGAUAUGUCCUGUUUACGUUAUACGCUGCCAUGCAUCAACCAGCGGCACAUUUUCAGCUUCUGUUGUCAUUCAUACUCCAUUUCGGACCCCUUGAGGUGCAGAAACUGGCUUCUAGUGUGCCCCCGUCUAGGACUGUCAGCCAGGGGUGUCCAAACCUUUUCCACAGAGGGCCACAUGGUGAAAAAUGAAAGGAUAUUUUGUAGAUAUACUAAGAGGUUAUAUGCAUUUCAAGAAAAAAAACUGCAUCUCAGCUUUGUGAUAUAGGUCAAAAAGCAUAUUAGUAGGAUGAACUCUCACAUUUUUGCGUUUUUUUAUUUUCUAAAUGUGUACAUUUUCUUCUUGUAAUAUUAUUACAAGAAGAUUCCCAAGAUGUUCUCACUUUGUCCCAAACCUCAUUUUCCAAAAAAGACAACUUUUUAUUUUGUUUUGUUUGUCAUAGUAUGACAUAAUAAAAUAUUUCAACAUUAUUUUCUCCCAUAAUAUUACGAGAUUAUUCUCAUUAAAUGGCCACUUUUCUCUUAAUAUUAGCACUUUAUCCUCGUAAAAUUACAGCAAUUUUUCCCAUUUCUGCUAUUUUCACUUUCAUCUGGUAAAUGUUAUUCUUAUAAUAUGACUUUAUUCCCAUAAUUUUCUAGACAUUUUUCCCCAACCUAAUUUUCCAAACAUGACCAUUUUAAUUUUUUGCUUUGCUUCUCACAAUAUUACGACUUAAAAAAAACAAACAAACAUAUUUUGUCGAAUAAAUUAUGACUUUUUUUCUCAUAAUAUUACGACUUUAUUAUUGUAAAAUUGCAGCUGUUUUUUUUUUCCAUUUCUGUUUUUCCCCCCCAACUAUUUUAACUUUCAUCUGGUAAAUGUAAUUCUCGUAAGAUGACUUUAUUUCCAUAAUAUUCUAUGCAUUUUUCCCCAACCUAACAUGACCAUUUAAAUUUUUUGGUUUGUUUCUCACAAUAUUACGACUUAAAAAAAAGCAAACAUAUUUUGUCUUUAAUAUGUCAACUUUAUGCUAAUAAUUUAUUUUUUUUCUCAUAAUAUUAUGACUUUAUUCUCGUAAAAUUACGACCUUUUCUUGUUAGAUUACGUUUUUCUCUUAAUAUUUGCACUUUCUUCUUGUAAAAUUACUGCAGAUUUUUCCAUUUUUGCUAUUGAUUUUUAUUUUCUUGUUAAAUUUUGUUGUCUGAAUGUGCCGCCGCCCACAAAUAGCCCCCGGCCUGCACUUUGGACACCCCUGGUGUAAGCGGCGCGCUUGUGUGCGCUGUUCACUUCUUCUCUGUGAGCCUGGUUGUGUUUUUGUGUGCUGUUGUGGCUGUUAAUACGUUUACUAAAGCUGGUCCGUCAGCUUCAUUUUCUCAGAUCUUUUUGAGGGAACGCCAAGGAGAUCCUCUUUCUGUGCGACAAAGUUCUCUUUGUCAACUUUGUUGUGGGAGAAGCUUUAACCUUCCUUAUUGGAAUUCACAGACACAAAAAAAAGACUCUCCCUGCUUCUCUCUUUUCAUCGCCGUCUCAUUGAGGGAAUCCAAUGAAGUCUGGAGUGCGACCAAGUGUGUGUUGGAACUCUGCUGGCAAACGGGAGGUGUUCGUCCAUCACAUUGCCAGUUUGGACGAUGAUUUUGUUCCAUGUUGGAACACCAAGGACGGUGAUAAUAUAAAAGAGGAAAGACGUCCAACAGCCUGUAUUGUGGUUCCACCCCCAUGCUUCCUCAAUUGUUUUUAAUAUACAGUAAGUGCAAUUUAUAUUGUAUUUAAAAGAAGAAAAAUGUCUAAAAACAUGUUUUUACAUUAUUUUUAGGGGGGGGCUUAAGGAAAUGUGAAAUGUGUUUGUCAAACGAUGUUCUUAACACAUGGGAUUAAUCUGUUGCCUUGCUUUUCAACAGACACUCUAUCAAACCUCCAUGAUUGGCGUUGGAGGUGUAAAUACACACUAAUACAUGUGCUAAACUCUUUGUGGGGUUAUUCACUGAUGCGUAUGAGCAUUAGAAACAAUUGUUUGUACAGCAAGUCACUCUGAAUGUCCAAGACAGCGAAAGUAUGCACGCAUGCAAGUAAGUGUGCAUUUUCUACUCUUUAGUGCAAAGUCGAUCAAUGAUCAGUUGUCACUGUAACUAAUGUGUAAGAGUUCUUAAUAUUCACAGAAACACGAAAAAUAUAUAACAGGAAAAACCAAAAAAUCAGCAGUCAUUGUACAAGAAUGAAGAAUAUUAAAACACAAAAAAUUGUAAUCUCGGGAAAAUUUUACGAGAAUAACAUCGUAAUAUUAUGAGGAAUAAUAAUGCCACAAAAAGAAAGUUGAAAUGGUUGCAAAAUUAAAAAAAAACAAAUUACCGGUAGUAGUAAUGUCAAUGUCAAACUAUUAAGAGAAAAGCGUUGCGUUGGAACGAGAAAAAAGAUAAUUUUUACAAGAAUAAACUCGUAAUAUGAGAUGAAAUAUUCAAGAAAAAUUAAAGGUGUAACAUGAGAUACAAAAUAAAGUUGUCGUUUUGGGAAAAUUGGGUUGGGGGAGGGGGGGGAGUUAUUAUUGGAAUAAAGUCAUAAUACGAGAAGAACAUUUAAGGAGAAAGUUGAAAUAUUUGAAAAAUUAAAAAAAACAGCAAAAAUUGGAGACAUUUCAUACUAUUAGGCUUUUUCACCUAAAGCACAAAGAUGCAAUUUUUUUUCUUGAAAUAUAUAUAUAACUUACAUAGCAUAUCUACGUGUGUUGCUUUACAAAAUAUCAAAGUGGCCCUUGCAUCCUUUCAUUUUUCACUAUGUGGCCCUCGGUGGAGAAUAGUUUGGACACUUCUGCACUAAAGCAUGAGCAACUGUUAAUUUCACUGUACUGCCUUUGGAAGACAAUAAAACAUUGAUUCAGUCUGUGUGUUUUGUCACCAACGACAAAGGUUUAUUUUAUAAUGACUGUAUUUAUCUCACAACAGGCACAAGAAUAACAUAAUUAGUCAUCAUAACACGGGCUAUUGUUUUGGCUCUACUCCAGCUGAAACUCAACUCUGAAUCCCCGACGUCCCUUCUUGGCCACACGUCCGGAAGACAUUUAUCGAAACACACAUGAUCAUGAGUCUUAUUAAUGUCUUAUUUUCUCUGCUUAUAUCUACUAUAUUGGGUAAUAUGAGUGUACAGGUGACUAUAGGGGUGUUAUUUCAUGUCCAAAGGCCUCUAAUGUUAAAAAUCAUAUUUAGAAAGUCAACAGUUUUUCUAUCCCCUAAAUACAAAAAUAUUCCGUUGAUAAAUAUUGAAUCCUACUUCACGGAAAUUCACUUACCGCGGUCGGGCCUGGUCGACCGGAUUAAGAAGGGAUUACUGGAUAAUUAAUGACAGAUUAUUUAUAUGAAAGCACCCAACAAAACAUUUUAAAAAAACCUAUUGAGACAGUGAGUACAGACAAAAUCUUGGUAUUUCUCAUAGAAAAAUGGAACAACAUGAAGCAAUUAACCAUUUUAUAACUUUCACAUAAUAUAGGAUUGUAUUAGUUUAUGGUUAAUUUGUAAAAAAAAAAAAAAAAAAACAGGCUAGCAAAGGAGGUGUUCUUGUGUUAUUUUUGUCUCCACUCGGGUGUCGUGUUGUUUUUCUUUCUUCAUUGCAUCUGUGACAGAAGCUGGCGUCUGCGCUCUGCGCUCAUGAAAAAGUGCAGUUUCCGUGGCAACAGUCUUAUCUCCACAGGCAUGGCUUCGUAGUCCUCAUUGUCGAUGCUGUAGAAGCCGCUGGCGCCCUGCAGGGUGGCAACACAAAGGUGAACCUUAUGCGACACGGGCCAGCGUGACCUUGCGUGUUGUCACAUGAACAUCAUUGCUCAUUCCAGUGCCCUCUGACCUCGAGCAGCUGCAGCCGGCAAGCACUGGCCUCUAGUUUAGUGGCGUUUUCCGUCAGCAUUGUUGGGUCCUGAUGUUUUUUGUUUCUGUGAGGAGUUAUUUAUUGUUACAUCUUUAUCACCUGCGCUCAACGUAAACAACUCAACCAACCCGACGGUGAUGAAUUCUCCCACAGUCAAGUUGGCAGACUCUGUGCAGAUCAUCAUGGAAUCGUUGAUUCGCUGCAAGUUCACAUCAAAAUAAACAAUUUGAAGCGUCAGCGUGGAAUAACUACUGUAAGUAUGCGAUGUUAUACUCACGCGCUCAAGAGGGUUUUUGUUGUGCGUUUGAAUAAACAGCUCGACUGAAGACAGCUUCUGUUCCUUCCACUGCUCUGGUUCUUCCGCUUUUGGAGCCUCUGAACACACACGUUGUUGUAUUAAGCACGAGUUGGCACAUUUGUGGAUACACAAUACCUUCAAGGGGCGGGUUCCAGUAGUUUUUCAGCCGGCGGAU